This is a messenger RNA of Synchiropus splendidus (mandarinfish), 6626 nucleotides long. It is a transcript of the gene arfgef2, whose product is annotated as ADP-ribosylation factor guanine nucleotide-exchange factor 2 (brefeldin A-inhibited). Gene Ontology annotation, biological process: regulation of ARF protein signal transduction. Lineage: Eukaryota; Metazoa; Chordata; Actinopteri; Syngnathiformes; Callionymidae. Gene Ontology annotation, molecular function: guanyl-nucleotide exchange factor activity. The coding region runs from base 135 to 5648 and encodes 1837 amino acids. The record is from RefSeq and is a predicted model, not a curated record. The transcript has 39 exons.
ACGUGACGUGGAAGCACCAUGGCGGCGCUGAGCUGAGCUAUCUGCUGACACUGGUAGCAGGACUUUACUAGCUUCCUUCUGAGGUCCGGGUCGGAAAUGUCGGCCUGAAAGCAGAGAGCAGAGGACACCGAGAGAUGCAGCAGCAGCAAGCAGCGUCACAGCGCCGUCUACAGCAGCAGCAGUUGAAGGUAGAGAACAGUAAAACCAAGAGCAUGUUCCUGUCUCGGGCGCUGGAGAAGAUUCUCUCUGACAAGGAGGUGAAGAGAAGCCAGCACAGCCAGCUGAGGAAAGCCUGUCAGGUGGCUCUAGAUGAAAUCAAGGCUGAAUUGGAGAAACAGAAAGAUGGCACUGUGGUCCCACCUCGAGCCAACUACAUUGAAGCAGACAAAUAUGUCCUGCCCUUUGAGCUGGCCUGCCAGUCAAAGUCACCCCGGAUAGUGAGCACCUCUCUGGACUGUCUGCAGAAACUGAUUGCAUACGGCCACAUCACAGGCAACGCUCCCGACAGCAGGACCCCUGGAAAGCGGCUCAUUGACCGCCUGGUGGAAACCAUCUGCAACUGCUUUCAGGGUCCUCAGACGGAUGAAGGGGUUCAGCUACAAAUCAUCAAGGCCCUCCUGACUACGGUGACCUCCCCUCACAUAGAAAUUCAUGAAGGGACGAUUCUCCUGACCGUGAGGACCUGCUAUAACAUCUACCUGGCCAGUCGCAACCUCAUCAACCAGACCACAGCCAAAGCAACGCUCACACAGAUGCUCAACGUCAUCUUCACUCGCAUGGAGAACCAAGCGGCUCUCGAGGCUCAGGAAAUGGAAAAGGACCGAUUGCGUCUCCCACAACAGAACCCAUCACCCGUGCUCCCUAAUCGGAGAUCGGUUUCCCCUCGCUCAGACAGAACCCCCACUCCUGAGCCACAGAGCUCUCCCUCCCCCGCGGCCAGUACUCCAGACCUCACUUACAGUAACAACACCAGAUCCACACCACCGCCGUCAGACCUGGACCAGGGUGGACCACCGGUUACUCCUGCUAUGAACGGAGAGUCGGACUGCAGCAGUGCUCAGAUUAAUGGAGGAGAAGAGCAGGUCACCCCAGUCACAGAUUCAGUUUUUACCGAGGACAGUGCUGACACACAACCACCAGAGGAGUCGGACAAACCAGAAGACGAAACCAUUGCGGAAACAACCGAAGGACAAGAAGAGGAUCAUAUUGGAGCAGGAGACCAGCAUGCUCUCACCGUGCCCGAACUGACUGAUGUGACCCCAGCUAAAUCUCAUGCUGAAGGUCAGCAGAUGAACGGCAUCAUUGAGGACCGCUCCUCUGUCUCUUCCUCAGAUUUGCUGGAUGCAGAGAGUUUACAGGGACCCCACAGUUCUUCCAGAUUCUCACACAUCCUGCAGAAGGACGCCUUCCUCGUCUUUCGCUCUCUGUGCAAACUCUCCAUGAAGCCCCUGGCAGACGGCCCCCCGGAUCCUAAGUCUCACGAGUUGCGUUCCAAGAUCGUGUCCCUGCAGCUUCUGCUGUCCGUGCUGCAGGGUGCCGGGCCAGUGUUCCGCACACACGAGAUGUUUGUCAAUGCCAUUAAACAGUAUCUAUGCGUGGCACUGUCCAAGAACGGGGUCUCAUCCGUGCCAGAGGUCUUUGAACUGUCGCUGGCCAUCUUCCUCACCUUGCUGUCUCACUUCAAGGUCCAUCUGAAGAUGCAGAUAGAGGUGUUUUUCAGGGAAAUAUUUCUAACCAUUCUGGAAACAUCAACCAGUUCAUUUGAGCACAAGUGGAUGGUGAUCCAGACACUCACACGCAUCUGUGCAGAUGCCCAGUGUGUGGUCGACAUCUACGUCAACUACGACUGCGACUUGAAUGCCGCCAAUAUCUUUGAGCGUCUUGUCAAUGACCUGUCCAAAAUAGCGCAGGGUAGAAGUGGUCAGGAGCUCGGGAUGACUCCCCUGCAGGAACUGAGUCUAAGAAAGAAAGGACUGGAGUGUCUGGUGUCCAUCCUAAAGUGUAUGGUGGAGUGGAGCAAAGACAUGUAUGUGAACCCAAAUCUUCAGGCGAACCUAGGUCAGGAGCAUCCGCCUGACAAUGAUGGGUCCGAGCUGAAGAUUCCAGAGCAGCUGACCGGACGUCGCGACAGCAUAAGCUCUCUGGACUCCACCGUCUCUUCCAGUGUGGCCGUUUCCCAGGCUGACCACCCCGAGCAGUACGAGGUCAUCAAGCAACAGAAGGAUAUCAUUGAACAUGGCAUCGAACUCUUUAACAAAAAGCCCAAACGCGGAGUGCAGUACCUGCAGGAGCAGGGGAUGCUGGGACCUUCAGCUGAGGACAUUGCCCAGUUCCUUCACCAGGAGGACAGACUGGACACGACCCAGGUGGGCGAGUACUUGGGUGAGAACGUCAAGUUCAACAAAGAGGUGAUGUACUGUUACGUGGACCAGCUGGACUUCUGCGGUCGGGACUUUGUCUCAGCCCUGCGAGCCUUCCUGGAGGGCUUCAGGUUGCCUGGGGAGGCCCAGAAGAUUGACAGGCUCAUGGAAAAGUUUGCUGCUCGCUAUCUAGAAUGCAACCAGGGGCAGACGCUGUUUGCCAGCGCUGACACUGCCUAUGUGUUGGCCUACUCCAUCAUUAUGCUGACCACAGAUUUGCACAGUCCUCAGGUAAAAAACAAGAUGACCAAGGAACAGUACAUCAAGAUGAACCGGGGCAUAAAUGACAGCAAGGACCUGCCAGAAGAAUAUUUAUCCUCCAUCUACAACGAAAUCGCAGGCAAGAAGAUUGCCAUGAAGGAGAGCAAAGAGUUUUCAAUCACUCCCAAGUCAUCCAAGCAGAGUGUCGCCAGUGAGAAGCAGCGGCGCCUUCUGUACAACAUGGAGAUGGAGCAGAUGGCAAAGACAGCCAAAGCUCUGAUGGAAGCAGUCAGUCAUGCUCAAGCUCCUUUCUUCAGCGCUACCCACCUGGAGCACGUCAGACCCAUGUUUAAGCUGGCGUGGACUCCGCUACUUGCUGCGUUCAGUGUUGGGCUGCAGGACUGCGACGAUCCUGAAGUGGCCUCUUUGUGUUUGGAGGGCAUUCGCUGUGCUAUCAGGAUUGCCUGCAUCUUCAGCAUGCAGCUGGAGCGGGACGCCUACGUCCAGGCAUUGGCGAGAUUCACUCUGUUGACUGCCAGCUCCAGCAUCACAGAGAUGAAACAGAAAAACAUUGACACCAUCAAGACCUUGAUCACUGUCGCGCACACUGAUGGAAACUACCUAGGAAACUCAUGGCAUGAGAUCUUGCGGUGCAUUAGUCAGCUGGAGCUGGCUCAGUUAAUUGGCACCGGCGUGAAGACGCGCUACAUAUCCGGGGUCGUCCGAGACCGAGAGGUCGGCAUUAAGGGUUUGCCAUCAGGAACAGAGGAGUUCAUGCCACUGGGACUUGGAAGCCUGGUGGGCAGUCAGGACCGAAGACAGAUGGCUCACAUCCAGGAGUCGGUGGGAGAAACCAGCUCUCAGAGCGUGGUGGUUGCUGUGGACAGGAUCUUUACUGGAUCUACCCGACUAGAUGGAAAUGCAAUCGUGGACUUUGUGCGAUGGCUGUGUGCGGUGUCCAUGGACGAGUUGGCGUCGGCGCACCAGCCCAGGAUGUUCAGUCUGCAGAAGAUUGUGGAGAUCUCCUACUACAACAUGAACCGCAUCCGGCUGCAGUGGUCCAGAAUCUGGCAAGUCAUAGGAGACCAUUUUAACAAGGUGGGCUGCAACCCCAACGAGGAUGUUGCUAUCUUUGCCGUGGACUCGCUGAGGCAGCUGUCGAUGAAGUUCCUGGAAAAGGGAGAGUUGGCUAAUUUCCGCUUCCAGAAAGACUUCCUUCGGCCCUUUGAGCACAUUGUGAAGAAGAACAGGUCUCCCACUAUCAGAGACAUGGUCAUCCGCUGUGUUGCACAGAUGGUCAACUCUCAGGCAGGUAACAUCCGCUCCGGCUGGAAGAACAUCUUCUCAGUCUUCCACCAGGCUGCGUCUGACCACGAUGAGACCAUUGUGGAGCUGGCCUUCCAGACGACUGGACACAUUGUCUUGAACACAUUCCAGCAGCACUUUGCUGCCGCCAUCGAUUCCUUCCAGGAUGCCGUCAAGUGUUUGUCGGAGUUUGUUUGCAACGCAGCGUUCCCUGACACCAGCAUGGAGGCCAUCCGGCUCAUCCGUCACUGCGCUAAAUACGUCUCUGAAAAACCUCAGGCUCUAAGGGAAUACACCAGCGAUGACAUGAACGUUGCCCCCGGCGACCGGGUGUGGGUUCGUGGCUGGUUUCCCAUCCUGUUUGAGCUUUCAUGUAUCAUCAACCGCUGCAAGCUGGAUGUCCGGACAAGAGGUCUCACCGUCAUGUUUGAGAUCAUGAAGAGUUAUGGCCAAACCUUUGAGAAACACUGGUGGCAUGACCUCUUCAGAAUAGUCUUCCGAAUCUUUGACAACAUGAAGCUUCCGGAGCAGCAGACCGAGAAAACCGAGUGGAUGACUACAACGUGUAACCAUGCUCUUUACGCCAUCUGCGAUGUGUUCACCCAGUUCUAUGAGCCCCUUAGUGAAAUCCUCCUGGUCGACAUUUUCACACAGUUGCAGUGGUGUGUCCGGCAAGAUAAUGAGCAGCUGGCUCGCUCGGGCACCAACUGCCUGGAAAAUUUGGUGAUUCUGAACGGAGAGAAGUUCAGUCCUGAGGUGUGGAAUAUCACCUGCUCCUGUAUGCUGGAGAUCUUCCAGAACACAAGUCCGCAAGUUCUGUUGACUUGGAGACCGGCUGGACAGGACGAGGAAGCCACUGACAACAAGCACUUUGAUGCUGAGUUUGACAGCCAAUCACAGAGCAGCUUUGACCGAGCCCUCUCCGAGAGAGGACACAGCCAGAUAUCGAGUGAUGACACCUGGAAGGGAAAGUCCAACGCCAGGGUUUCGGACCAGAAGCUUUUUGCUUGCCUGCUGAUUAAAUGCGUGGUCCAGCUGGAGCUCAUCCAAACUGUGGACAACAUCGUCUUCUUCCCAGCGACCAGUAAGAAGGAGGAUGCUGACAACAUGGCUGCUGCUCAGCGGGAUGCUCUGGAGGAGUCUGAGGCCGACAGACAGGAGCGGGAGGCAGACCAGGGCAUGUACAGGCACAUGACCUCAGCUCACCUCUUCAAACUGCUCGAUUGCUUACUGGAGUCGCACAACUUUGCGAAGGAAUUCAACUCAAACAACGAGCAGAGGACAGCACUCUGGAGGGCGGGCUUCAAAGGGAAGUCCAAGCCUAACUUGUUGAAGCAGGAGACCAGCAGCCUGGCCUGCAGCCUGAGGAUCUUGUUUAGGAUGUACACUGACCCCCAGCUCAAAGACUCUUGGCCUGACAUCCAGACUCGACUGCUGCUGGUGUGUAGUGAAGCCCUGGCUUACUUCAUCAGUCUGACUUCAGAGAGCCACAGAGAGGCUUGGAACAGUCUUCUGAUGCUGCUCCUCACCAGGACGCUACGGCUGUCCGACGACAAGUUCAAGCCUCACGCGUCCUGCUACUACCCCCACUUGUGUGAAAUGAUGCAGUUCGACCUGAUCCCAGAGCUGCGUGCCGUCCUCAGACGUUUCUUCCUGCGAAUUGGUUCCGCCUUCCGCAUCUCUGCUUGCGACGGGAUGCUUGCUCGGCCUCCCCAGUCUUAGAAUGUUCCGGAGCAAAGGAGGGACGAACACUGAAGCACAUGUGUCGACCAAGACUUGUGGAUCUGCUUGGCUCCCGCGUUCAUGUUCUGACUGUAUGGCUCUGCUUUCUCUGUCCUGAGAGUGGAGAGCACUGUGACUGGCUCCUGUCUGUACGUCAUCUCGCAUCCGUCAUUGAGCAGGUUAUUUAUUUAUGUUCUGUCAAAAUGGGCUGAAUCAGAACGGAUGGCACCCAGUUAGAUUCGGGCCACCAGUGCCUCCCUCAGUGUUGACAUCACUGAGAUUAUGCAUCUUGUUUUAGUGCUUUCACCUCCACUUCAACGCAGUGUCUCAUGGGUUCCUCCUGGGUUUGGUGGCUGCUCCUAUCAAACACAAGCGGCCUCCUUUGCACUCAACUCUCCUCCAACAUUCUUGCCUGUAAUGGAGAUUUUACAUGUAUUUAUUUUGCUUCUCGCUUUAAGUUUGUUUUUUUUUUUUUUACUUCAUGAUCUGUUUACAAUAAGAACAGUUGUUGAAAGACGUCCUUGCUCUGUUCUGUUCAUUCCUAACCCUUACCUGUGAGACAAUUAUGAAAUCCAAACUUGCGUUAAUCUGUGACUUGUGUUCAGAAGAGUCUUUUUGCCUGAAAGUAUAGUCCGAAUACAGUCAACAGACAGGAGCAGAAUUCAAUUUCUGGAAUCUAUAUUGUUUGAUUCCUUGCCUUUUAGAAAAGGUUUGUAAUUAUUUAAAGUGCAUUUAAAUAUUUUAUGAAACGCAUUCCCUCCCUUGCUACUGGAUGUCUACUUUUCUUCCCUAAUGCUUAGGGACUAUGAAAAUAUAUAUAUAUAAAUAUAUAAAUAGGUAGAAAGUCAAUGGGGAAAACCGCUGAUUGUAAAGUUUCCAAUGUAAGAUACCGAAAAUUGAAAGUGAUACAUGGUUCUAUACAUGAUAUUGUGAUGUCAUCUUCCAGGCAUUUGGUGAAGUAAUCAAUAAACCUGAAUU